Molecule: messenger RNA, 297 nt
Organism: Protopolystoma xenopodis
Lineage: Eukaryota; Metazoa; Platyhelminthes; Monogenea; Polystomatidea; Polystomatidae
Source: the annotation of a GenBank genome assembly
AUGUCUUUCCUCCAUUCAGACCUGUCGGCCUCUGCUGUGGACGCCGUUACGGACGAAACUCGAAGUGUCAGCUCUUCGAGUCUUCCGUCUUCUCGGGAGAAGCUGCGCCGAUCGGUUGAGUUUGACUACAGCGCCGGCAGUCUUCCAUCGUCCGGCUCGACUCUGUCCGCCGGAUGUGGUCUGAAGCAUGCCUUCCGAUUGCCCGACUUUGUCUGGUCUUAUUUGCACCGACUGCUGUUGGAUGAGUUGUUACGAGCUGUUGAAUACGAUUUCUGGUUAGUAUUGUCCUCCUCUUGA